Mycosarcoma maydis (corn smut) is the source of this 2256-nucleotide messenger RNA. RefSeq lists its product as uncharacterized. NCBI's taxonomy places the organism in Eukaryota, Fungi, Basidiomycota, Ustilaginomycetes, Ustilaginales. Gene Ontology annotation, biological process: proteasome-mediated ubiquitin-dependent protein catabolic process. Gene Ontology annotation, molecular function: protein binding. The coding region runs from base 1 to 2256 and encodes 751 amino acids. The record is from RefSeq and is a predicted model, not a curated record. The transcript has a single exon. Gene Ontology annotation, cellular component: GID complex.
AUGGCCAAGAACACCUCUUCCGCCCAUUCCAAUGGCGAUUCCUCCAACCGCAAACCCAGCGAUCACUCCCUCAAAUUCGACACUAUCAACGGCAGUAGCAAUGGUCACCGCAAUGGUAAACCAGCCGUCUCGGCGUUGGAAGACUAUUCAGACGCUCCCGCCUUUUCUCCGCUCUUUCCCGGAAGCUCGAUCGAUCGAAGAGAGCUCGUCAAGCUUACCCUCCAAUCCUUGCGCGAGAUGGGGUUCGAUUCGGCAGCCAAGACGCUCGAAGCCGAAUCUGGCAUCACACUCGAGCAUCCUUCCAUUACAGCUUUUCGCACUGCCGUCCUCAGCGGUGAUUGGAGAAAUGCAGAGAGACUUCUCAUCGAUGGCCUCACCUACGCUGCCAGGCGCAUCCAGGCCUCGCGCAACCCACUAGGUAGCAGCGCUGGCAGCUCGUUGCUCGACGCACCUGCGUCAUCCUCCACCGCCUCUUCCUCGGUAUCCCUGCCGGCUGUCCUCGACUCGUCGAACCAAGACCUCAUCGACUCUGUACUUCGAAGACCGGAUCUGGUCAGCCUUCGCUCGAUUCGCUUCAUGUUGCAAAAGCAGCGUUACCUCGAACUGCUCGAGGCUCGCCAGACCAAAAAGGCGCUCAACGUGCUACGCGAGAAGCUCACCCCGCUCAGUCAUGACACAUCCCAGCUCCAUCUACUCUCCAGUCUCGUCAUCUCGGCCUCGCCCGAACAGCUCCAUGCUAGAGCUGGCUGGGAUGGUGCCGACGGUGAUUCGCGCAGGUUGCUCAUGGUCGAAAUCGAGUCUGCCGUCUCUCCGCUUGUCAUGAUUCCCAGUCGGCGCUUGCCACAGCUGCUCGAGCAGGCGCAGAGCUUUCAGAAGCAACAGGAUCCCUUUUUCAAUUCUCCUCAUGGCUCUCACUUCUCGCUCUUGACCGACCAUAGAUCCGACCGAUCCGUCUUUCCAUCUCACAAUUCCAUCAUCAUCAUGGACCACCGCGACGAAGUUUGGUGUCUACAAUUCUCGCACGACGGCACUAAACUUGCAACAGCAGGUGCUGACAAGACCAUCCUGAUCUGGAGCGUUCAGGACGAUUACAAGCUGUUGCAAAAGUUUGUUCCGCUCUCGGACAACAUCUCGUCUGUUUCUUGGUCGCCAGACGAUGAGCAGCUCCUCGUCACCUCGGACGUCGACGUCACACUUUGCAGACUUGCCACGGGAAGCAUGCUGACGCUUCGCGAACACAGCUACACAGUAGCUACCGCAACCUGGCUCGCAGACGGUUCUGGCUUUGUCACUGGAGGCAUGGACGGCAAGAUCGUUUGGUGGGACACGCAGGGCUACGUUCUGCACAAGAAAACCACGUCACCCUUCCGCGUCCUUAGCGUGGCUGCUUCGCCGGACGGCGCUCAUCUGGUCGCUCUCAGUGCACGCCAAGUCGCGCAAACUGGCCUCUCGUCGUCCACAACUCGCGGCCACACCAGCUCAUCCACCGCUCUGAGCAUCUCCACGGCAUCUGAUCAGCUCAGCGAUACUUCUUCCCAGUCGACGGCCUCUACCGGUAUCAUUCACGAUCGAGCCGAUCUGGAUCUGGCCGCCGACCUGGGAGGUGGAUCGCGGACCAUGGGCACCGAGCGAUAUCGCAUUCAUUUUAUCAAUCUGCGCACGCGCGAAGAGCUGGGCUCCAUCUACCUGCGCGAAGAAGUCGUCAGUCUAGCGGUCAGUGGCGACUCGCAGUACGCGCUCAUCAAUGUGCGUCCUAGCGAGUUGCAGAUGUGGGAUAUCAACCGUCAGUGCUUGGUAAGGCGCUUCAAUGGGCACAAGAUCCAUCAACAUGUCAUCGGAUGCGGCUUUGGCGGUAUCGACGAGAACUUUGUCGUGUCUGGCAGCGAAGAUGCCAAGAUCUACAUUUGGCAUCGUGCCAGCGGCCGCCUGAUCGAGACGCUCGAAGGUCACAACGGAGGAACUGUCAACGAUGUAGCCUGGCAUCCCAAGGAUUCUCUCACCUUGGCUUCAUGCGGUGACGACCAUUCGUUGCGAAUUUGGCGUCCGGGAGGAAGGCCGCUGGCGUCCCCUGCACAUCCAACCGAGGUUGCCCCGAAAUCAGACGACUCUGAAAUGAGCGGCGCAGCGAAUCCCUUCCCUUGGAGUUUCUCGGAUCCAUCAAGUGCAGUUGAGGUCGAUAUGAUGCGCUCGAUCCAUGAAGCGAUGGACGAGGAAGAAGAAGAUUCCGGGGUCAACUCGCCUUCCCCUACGUUCUGA